Messenger RNA from Ilex paraguariensis (yerba mate), 810 nucleotides. NCBI's taxonomy places the organism in Eukaryota, Viridiplantae, Streptophyta, Magnoliopsida, Aquifoliales, Aquifoliaceae. The record is from the annotation of a GenBank genome assembly.
AUGAUUGAACUGCAGGGUGAUGCUGGUAUGAAAGGGAACUUUGCAACUCGAGUUGCUGGUUCUGCUGAUUUAUACAAAGUAAAUAAGCGCAAGCCAUACCAUAGUGUGAAUUUUGUCAUUGCACAUGAUGGGUUUACGCUGUAUGAUCUUGUUUCAUAUAAUGUAAAGCAUAAUGAUGCUAAUGGAGAAGGUGGAAAUGAUGGAAGCAGCGACAAUUUUAGUUGGAACUGUGGAUCCGAAGGGGAAACUGCUGAUACCAAUGUCAAGGCGCUACGUUCCCGUCAAAUGAAAAACUUCCAUGUGGCAUUAAUGAUAUCCCAGGGAACACCAAUGAUGCUUAUGGGGGAUGAGUAUGGCCACACUCGCUAUGGAAAUAACAACAGUUAUGGACAUGAUACUGCUAUUAACCAUUUCCAGUGGGGACAGUUGGAUGCGAAGGAGAAGAAUCACUUCAGGUUUUUUGCGGAGAUGAUAAAAUUUCGUCAAACACAUCAUGUCUUCGGAAGGGAGCAUUUUAUAUGCAAGAACGAGGUGACAUGGCACGAGGAUAACUGGGACAAUUGUGAUAGCAAAUUCCUUGCAUUUACUCUUCAUGAUGACGAUGGAAGAGACAUCUACUUGGCAUUCAAUGCGCAUGACUACUCUGUUAAAGCUGUGAUACCCUCACCCCCAGAAAAAAGACGUUGGUUCCGAGUGGUGGACACUAAUCUCGAGAGUCCUGAUGAUUUUGUCACUGAAGGUGUUCCUGGCCUUGGCAAAACAUACAAUGUUGCUGCCUACUCUUCGAUUCUUCUUGAAGCAAAGCUAUAA